AUGAAAAAGCAUUUGGCAAAGAUAUGUGGAGAUAUUAAGAAGUAUUCUAAGGUCUUGUAUGAUGUAGAAAAACAAAUGGAAGGUUUAUUGAAAGAGAUUCAGAAAAGUAAAACUAGUAAAAGGAAAGUAAGUUUCUACGAAGACGGUACUGAUGAGUGUGAGGAUGUAAUUAAUGAAGCAAUAGCGCAAGAAGAACAACAAACUCUGAGUCAGUUACCAACUAAGGAGGUUAUUGGAGGCGAUCCAAAAAAGAAAGAAAAAACCAUUACUCCUCCUAUGUUUGCACCACGAACGAUUCCGGGAAGUCAACCAAGUCUAAAAAGUGUGUUUCAAAACAAAGAGGCGCUUCAUGAAGUUGAUAAGCGAGUGGCUAGAUGGCUUUUAGAUUGUAAGAUUCCUUUCAAUGCGAUUAUGUCACCCUUUUUUCAAGAUAUGUUGGAUGGUGUUGCUGGCAUUGGGCCUGGUUAUAAAGGUCCUUCUUAUGAUACAUUGAGGGUUAACUUAUUAGCCGAUCUUAAAAGGGAGUGUCAAAUGGUUGUUGAUAGCUAUAGGUUUGCUUGGAAAGAAACUGGAUGUACUCUCAUGGCUGAUGGUUGGACAGAUCAAAGGCAAAGAACGUUGAUUAAUUUUUUGGUUUAUUGUUCGAAAAGGUUGUGCUUUGUGAAAUCUGUAGAUGCUUCAAGUAUGGUUAAAAAUGCUUCAAGCUUGUGUGACUUGUUUUUAGAGGUGAUUGAAUGGAUUGGACCUGAUAAUAUUGUUCAUGUAGUGACAGAUAAUGCCGCGAAUUAUGUUGCUGUUGGUAGGCUUAUUAAUAAGAAAUUUGAAAAUAUUCACUGGUCACCUUGUGCUGCUCAUUACUUGAAUCUUAUUCUAAAAGAUAUAAGCAGCAUGCCACAUAUUUCUAACCUUGCAACACGUGCUUCGAAGAUUACCGUGUUUGUAUAUAAUCAUACGGUGUUCUUGUCCUGGCUAAUACAAAGAACUGAUUGGAGGGAAAUUGUUCAUCCAGGUGCAACUCAUUUUGCCACUGUCUUCAUCACAUUGAUGAGUAUCUUUGAGCGCAAAUUGGAUUUACAAUCAUUGGUUAUUGAUAAACACUUUACCGGACAGAAAUUAGGAAGGAGUGCUAAUGGUAGAGCUGUGAGUGCAAUUAUCCUAGACAAUAAAUUUUGGGAUGAAUGCUUUAUUGCAUGCCAAAUUGUGAGUCCGUUGAUUAAAUUGCUGAGGUUGGUAGAUGCCGAUGAUAAACCAUCAUUGGGAAUUGUUUAUGAAGGUAUGCUGAGGUCAGAAAAUGGAAUCAAAGAAAUGUUCAAGCAUAGGAAAGCUGCAUAUCAACCUUACACAGAGAUUAUCAACUCAAGAUGGGACAAACAUUUGAAAAAAAAAUCUUCACGCAGCAGCUUAUUUCUUGAAUCCUGGUUGCUUUUUUCUGAAAAUUAUAGAGAAGCACCUAAUGUCAUGCAAGCUUUACUUGAUCUUGUUACAUUGAAUUGCAAGGUUAAUAAUUUAGAUUCAGUUGAGGCAAUGAAAGAAAUACACAUAUAUAGAGAUCAAAAGGAAAGCUUUGAUAGGCCUGAAGCUGUUCGAGCUACAAAAAAACUUCAACCUGUUAAUAAUAUCUAUGAAUGGUGGAGGUUGUUUGGUGGUUCUGCUCCAUGCUUACAAAACAUGGCAGUUCGCAUUCUUAGCCAAGCAACUGCUUCUUCAGGGUGUGAAAGGAAUUGGAGUCUUUUUGAUCAAAUUCAUACAACAAGAAGGAAUAGAUUGGAGCAUGAUAGGCUAAGUGAUAUUGUGUAUGACGGAAAGAAAAAAAAAAGAAAGCAAAAGUUGCAAUAUGAUCCAAUCGAUAUUGAAAGUAUUGAUAUGGUUGAUUUUUGGGUGACAGAAGAGGUUGUUGAAAAAGAGCCUGAUCUUCCAAGUAAUAUUGAAGACUUACUUGAUGAGAUUGAUGCUGAUUUAGAUCAAGGUGGUGGUGGUGGUAGUAGUAGUACAUUUUAUGCUGCACUACUUGUUUUUUCGGGUCCAAGUAGUGGAAAUGAAGUAAGACACGACGGAGUUAGGCUGCGAAGGCAGGAGAUACGUCGUCGAUGUCUUUUGCCGUAUACAUAUGAUUCUGCCACUCACCAUCGUGACCUGUAUGCAGUUUGUGUUGCAGGAAGUAAUCGCAAAAUUUCCCAAUCGCUAAAUCUCACAUUUGCGUCAAUGCAUGCGUUCGGAGGAUUGCGCGACCGUCAUGUCAUUGCCGGAAUAUCACUCGAUCCCCACGAAUAA
Molecule: messenger RNA, 2271 nt
Organism: Arachis ipaensis
Lineage: Eukaryota; Viridiplantae; Streptophyta; Magnoliopsida; Fabales; Fabaceae
Molecular function (GO): protein dimerization activity
Source: RefSeq, a predicted model, not a curated record